AUCAAUUCUCGGGGCGUCCCACUUAUUCGGGACUCUUGGGCCAGUCAAAAGCGACAGCGCAAAAAAAGCAAUCAACUUUCUCCCCAUAUCAAUGCUAUGAUCGACGGCAGACUGCAAAGUGGCAGACAGCAACAUAAUCACCUGGCCCUGCCAACUGCCACACAGUUCCCGCCCGGCAUACCUUCUACGAGAGAAAAUCAAUCACGGGGAAUCUGAUCUGAAGACGCCUCGUUACAGCUCCUACGACUCCUACAGUUAGCCGACGAGUAGACGAGAGUCCCGGACCGAAUCAUUUGCAAGGUUUUCGCAAACGCCCGACGAUAACCUCCCAAUCUCAACACCUCCCCGUUGCAACGGUAGCCGUGCUAGCCUGCGACACCGAUUCGUCACCGAACGGCCUAGACCGCCGCAACCCCCUAUCUCUGCAUCUCCCUCCAGCUUCCGAAACUAGCUCCAAGGGCGAAUUACCUGGCUCGUCCCGUCCUUUCCUCCCCCCUUCACCGCAUCUUUUUCGGCCUUCUGCCACCCCCAGACCAAGAAGAGAAACCCGCCCCCUCUCUUGCUUCGCAAGUACACAUCGAAUUUUAUAUCCUUACCUUAGAGGGGGAAUCUCCCUAACGUAUUUACCCACCCCCAACGGCAACCUUGAUUGUAAAGAUGGCCGACCGUGCCCACUACCGCGGCGGCCGAGGAGGCGGCGGACACGCCCGCGGAGCGCGGGGCGGCCGAGGCGGCGGGAGAGGCGGACACGGAGCUGACUCGGGCGCUAGCGGCGGCGGCGCAUCCCAGGAGCGGGAGCGGCCCAAGAAGGAGAACAUCCUAGACCUUAGUAAAUACGUCGACAAGAGGAUCACGGUUAAAUUCAAUGGCGGGCGAGAAGUUACCGGCACACUGAAGGGUUAUGAUGCGCUUAUGAAUUUGGUUCUUGACGAGGUGCAAGAAGUCAUGCGAGACGACGAGGGCAAGGAAGCGACCCGUUCACUUGGUCUGGUGGUCGCCCGAGGCACUCUGCUAGUAGUCAUCAGCCCAGUAGAUGGCAGUGAGGAGAUUGAGAAUCCCUUCGCCCAACAAUCGGAAGAUUGAGGUUUAAGAGGAUAAGUCAUCCCCAAGGAGACCAGGGUGAUGAGAACCUGUCGGAUUGCUAAACAUACCCCCAAGCCUUGUUAUGAGAAGAGGCAUCUAGAAACCAGCUUAACCGAUACAUAAACUAGACGUCAAGUUGAAUAGGGUUACAGCGCGGGAAGCAGAUGGGUAUCUCAUUCCUAUUAUGAAUGACCCACAAACAGAAGGGGGUCGUUAGCAGAUAAGUUACUGCGUGAUUGCCUAUUAGGUAGGAAAUGAGAAUAAACCAACCUCUGAUGACGGAUAUGCUAUAUUUCGAAUGUGAAAAUAUACAAGUUACUAACUUCAGCACGAGCAUAAGUAGGCAGGUAGGCAGUCAAUCAUAAUAUCACAUCCAUUGCUUAUCUACAAAGCCAUGCUUAGACAGUGC
Messenger RNA from Annulohypoxylon truncatum, 1492 nucleotides. Its product is annotated as like-Sm domain-containing protein. The transcript has 3 exons. Lineage: Eukaryota; Fungi; Ascomycota; Sordariomycetes; Xylariales; Hypoxylaceae. The record is from RefSeq and is a predicted model, not a curated record. The coding region runs from base 658 to 1083 and encodes 141 amino acids. Gene Ontology annotation, molecular function: RNA binding. Gene Ontology annotation, cellular component: spliceosomal tri-snRNP complex; Lsm1-7-Pat1 complex; U6 snRNP. Gene Ontology annotation, biological process: nuclear-transcribed mRNA catabolic process; mRNA splicing, via spliceosome.